Molecule: messenger RNA, 2090 nt
Organism: Aspergillus sclerotioniger CBS 115572
Lineage: Eukaryota; Fungi; Ascomycota; Eurotiomycetes; Eurotiales; Aspergillaceae
Product: transcription factor
Exons: 5
Coding region: 1-1992 (663 amino acids)
Biological process (GO): positive regulation of transcription by RNA polymerase II; DNA-templated transcription
Cellular component (GO): nucleus
Molecular function (GO): DNA-binding transcription factor activity, RNA polymerase II-specific; sequence-specific DNA binding; zinc ion binding
Source: RefSeq, a predicted model, not a curated record
AUGCCCGUCUCUAAACAUCACGCUAAACCUGAGAGGAAAAAGCCAAUAGCCUGCCAUCGGUGUCACGCGCAUAAAGUCAAGUGUUCUGGUGGGCAACCUUGUUCUAGAUGUCGACGGGCUGGAUGUGGUGAUGAGUGUCAAUACGCUCUACGGGAUCGCAAGCUCAAGGUUCAAGAGAGCUACAUCGACGAGCUUCUCUCUCAGAACUCUCAAUUAAAAGAACAACUACGUGCUCUCAGUACACCGCAAAGUUCACCUGCUAGUGUUGCCGAGGGUUCAGUACCAGAAGAGUCUUACCCUCCAGUGCAAAAUCCUCUUCUAGGAGACCGGGCGUGGUUCUAUCCAUACGACCCUUCUGCUCCGCCUAUCUACAUGGGCGAUGCAGCAUGCACAGCAUUUGCGACACGCUUGCGCCAGUUCCUUACGGGGAACCCCAACACGGCGCAUGUAGCUCGAACACAGUAUACACCGGAGUCUUCUUUGCUCCAAGGCGCAGCCCAAUGGCCUGGCCUUGCACAGUCCCGUCUACUAGUCCGUAUUGCUUCCAACCAGUUGAGUCGUGUAUACCAUCUUUUUCUACCCAAGUCGACUAUGGAGCAGCUCGAAUCCGUAUAUCGUACUCCGUCACUACGCGAUGAUCCAUCCAUUACGUGCAAAUUCUUUACCCUCUUCGCUUUAGGUGAAGUCUACUCUUCACGGGCCGGUCCUUCGCCGACGUCUCGAGUUCCAGGUACAACGUACUAUGUACGAGCUAUGAGUUUAAUCCCAAUUUUGCCGGAGAGGCCGGGGGUGAUUCAUGUGGAAAGUUUGCUCCUGUUGUCAUUGUACUCAUACUUCCUAAACAGACGCCACUCGGCUUAUAUGUUGAUUGGGAGCGCCAUGCGUCUGGGUCUGAUCCUUGGAUUGAACCACAAUAUUCCCGAGCGGCAAUGUCCUGACGCCGUAGAACGUCAACAUCGAGUUCGGCUAUGGUGGGCUAUCUAUAUCUUCGACCGCAUGUACACGUCCAAAAUUGGGUUCCCUCUACAAAUACGCGAUGAAGAUAUCCAUGUCGAUAUGCCAACUGACGUUGCUAGCCCUGCCGCUGAAGAACAGUUCUCAGACACUGCCUACUCAGUGGCUAGCAUUCGGUUGUCGCGAAUCAUUGGCCAGACGAUUGAUAAGAUCUAUUGCCGCAAGCAGCAUGCAGAAUCAUUCUUACAGCGAGAGCAGCAGCUCUUACUUUCUUUACAGGAAUGGCUCAGGUCACUCCCAGAUCAUAUCAAGCUACGACCAGAUGACAAAGCUCCACCGAAGCAUAUCGUAUCUCUGCAUUUACAAUUCAACCAGUGCGUUAUAUUAGCUAUACGACCCAUUCUCCUUCAUGCUCUCCUGCAACGCAGCCACCGGGAGGGUAAUGAGGACCUUCCACAACCAGUGAUCACGUUAAGUGAGGCAUGCAUACACGCCGCGCGACACUCGCAUACACUCAUGAUAGAGGAAUGGGUUAAUGGAUCACUACCGAUGUACGGUUAUUUCUACGCCCAGUAUCUCUUUUCAUCUUGCAUAGCCCUGGUAAUUUCAGGCCUUCUGCCAGACAUCGGGAAUCCCGCAGACCUCGAGCCCCUUGAGACCGCGACUGAGAUCCUGCAUAGGAUGAGUGAUCAUGGCAAUCUUGCUGCUGCCGAAUUCUACGAGAACCUUAAGCGCGUCAAGCAAGCCUUGCCAACCAAUUUUGAAAGUAUUAACGAUGAUCAUGGGAGUUGCAGCCAUUCACUAAAGAAAUCCCUGGGCUCUGUUGCAGUAGUAGCUAGAGACCAGGUCAUGGAUCCUCAUUCUGUUGGUACGCUACCUGCUACGGGAUACACGACAGAGAUGGCAUUCCUGGAACCGACAAUGCAGGACUUUCUCGGCAGGUCCGAGAAUGAAAUGGAUUUCAUCCAUCCAUAUGAUCUUUUAAUUGACGACUCUGCUACCCUUGCUGCUUGGCCCGCCACCUUGUGGACUUCGUGAUUCCCUAAGUGACUGCUUCGGUCACCGAGAAAUUGUUUUUGAAGCGCUCUAGCGCACUGAGAAACACAAUGUCAGGCCCUGGCAAGGGAAGUUCACAG